AUGUUCCGAACCAUCAUUGAUGAUAAAUCCACGGGUAAGGAGGCGAGCGUGUCUCAGCUGCACCAGCGCCAAGGUCAAGUGCACUUCUGCUUCGUUGGACGCAGAAUCAUGCGGAAGAUAUCUGUCAAGAGACUUGAGGAGAAGCUGGAGCUGUUGUCCACACAAGUAGCUACUUUGACACAACAUGUCCACUCAACCUCAUUUCAAGGACCCCGAAGUAAUCACUCUACCCUUGAGAAUCUUCAUUCCAGCCUUUCGUCCUCACGCGACCGGAUAAGCGGAGGUCACUUUGCGUCUUCCGGGUCCCUGCCCGGGUCUAGAGACGUUCAUAAUGAUAGCUUGACCAAUGUUGGUCUACGCGAUCUUGGAGGCCUAGCAUCUGUGGAUCGUCAACUUGAGACUUUCCGACGAGCUUUCGUCAACUAUUUCCCAUUUGUGGUUGUGCCUCCCAAAGUCAGCGUGGAAGCUCUUCGAAACGAUAAUCCAUUCCUUUUCUUGUGUAUUAUCGCUGUUACUUCUUUUGAUGAUCCCAUACUACAGCGCAGACUAGGACAGGAGAUCAAGAAGCAGAUUUGCGAUCGCUUAGUGAUGGGUCAUGAAGCUAGUAUGGAUCUUUUACAAGGUCUUUUGGUCUUCGUAGCUUGGUAUCAUUACUUCUGUGUGCCUGGGAAGCAUCAAUACUUCCUCAUGUUACAGCUCUGUGUUAACAUGUGCCAUGAGUUGAGACUGGACUUGAAUGAGAAGGGAAAGAGAGGUCUAGAGACAGCCCAAACUCAGGGGAGAGCACGAACUCCGGCAGAGAUGAGAGCUCUUCUUGGUACAUAUUGUUUAUCAUCUACUUUAUCAAUGGUGCUGAGAAAACGAACGAUUAUGCACUACACAUCGUAUAUGGACGAUUGUUGCACAUCUCUCACACAAGGGAGUGAUGUUCCUAGCGAUCAGUUGAUCGUGCCAUUUGUGAAAAUCCAGGUUCUUCAAAGGAAGAUAAGUGACACUUUCUGCUACCACGAUACAUCUACCUGCGACAUAAGAGGCGAGCGCGCACUCCAGAUCACCGUUGAUUCUUUCUCUCGUGAAUUCGAUGGACUAAAGAAGGGCAUUGGCUCAACAAAUAGAAAUGCUAUUCUGGUGCAACACCUUCACUUCCUGGAAGUCUGGAUUUAUGAAUUCGCCCUCUAUAAUGAGCUUUGGCAAAGCAAUUUCGUGCCUGCUCGACUCACUCGACCAGAGACUAACCUCUCAAUUCAGUCCUCAAUGCAGCGGACUAAGAUGCUGCGGCAGCUCGUCGCAGCAACUGUCUCAUUCCAAGAUUGGUGUCUGUCAGUUGAUAAUGCCGACCUACUUCAUUUUCCGUUCUCUUGGUGGGCAGAACUCUCUUACGUCUUGAUUGUUCAAGUCAAGACUGUUUUCCUCGACUCUGAGACUGGUAUCACAGGACAAGAACAGAUAAAUUUACGGCAAUAUGACCAAGCAGAAUCGCUAGAAGCUGACUUCAGAAGAGCUGCUGAAAAGGAAGUCAUGAUACCUCAUAUGCUGGAUAUGUAUAUGGGGAAACUGGCUACGUUGACCACGCAGGUUGUUGAUGAUGAAGGCUAUAGGGACAUGGUAUAUAAUUAUGGAACUGUGCUCAAAAGCAUACAAUCUGGGUAUGAAAGCCGAAUUGGGGCUGAGAAUAGGCCUGCUCUGGGGCAAUUUGAAAUACAGCAAGAACAGUCAUCCCUUUCACAGCUAUCGUAUCCGGAAGUUAGGAGUACGGACAUGCAAGGAUCGAUGCCGCCAGCAGUUAGCACAAAUCAUAUGGAGCUAGAAAUAGGCGACCCGGACAGUUCUUCUACAAGCCAACUGAACUUGCAAUUUGGUUUAGCCCAACCUGGAUUUGACGACUUCGUAUGGGACACGAUGAUGAAUGAUUUCUCAUUCUUCACGCCCCAAAAUGGUCCAUCUGUUUGAUGUCUCACCGAGGUUGACUCACACAAGCUUGGAAUUAUCAUCAAAACUGUAUCGAUACACUGCUUUCGAGCCACUCGAGGGUUAACACCUGCAAACUCUCAUACAUGCGGCACUCCACAGUCAUGUGAGGUUGGGGGAUGCGAAGGAGCCAUCAGCGGUGGAGUAGCGACUUGCUAAGUGUGGUCAGCCAAAGGGAUAUUGAAAAUGAUUGUAUUGCAGGACUUAUGAGCGAAUGGAAUUCUUUACACAUGUUGGACUGAUAGCCGUCCGAUACCUGUAGACUGAAACUUAACUAAAACUUGUUUUAAUAGUAUUAUUUCCUAAUAUAUGAUAAACUAUGAAAUAAUGUUGUUGCUCCAAUGUGUUCAAAACGUGUAUAGUGACAGAAUGGUGCCGAGUCAAGUUUACGCAACGAACCACGUAUUGAGAAAAUGCCCCAAUAUUCCGUUUCGGGUUGCUUACUUUUCCUUUAUUCCGACUAACCUAUCAAUCGUGCCAUUUGAGAUGCGCACCGUCCUCGGCUGCUUUCACACCACAAUAUCUGGG
Talaromyces stipitatus ATCC 10500 is the source of this 2496-nucleotide messenger RNA. RefSeq lists its product as uncharacterized. Gene Ontology annotation, biological process: regulation of DNA-templated transcription. Gene Ontology annotation, cellular component: nucleus. The transcript has 3 exons. NCBI's taxonomy places the organism in Eukaryota, Fungi, Ascomycota, Eurotiomycetes, Eurotiales, Trichocomaceae. Bases 1 to 1950 code for a protein of 649 amino acids. The record is from RefSeq and is a predicted model, not a curated record. Gene Ontology annotation, molecular function: DNA-binding transcription factor activity, RNA polymerase II-specific; transcription cis-regulatory region binding.